UUCGUUUCUGAUUUUUCACAGUUUUGGGGCUUAGCAGCUGGAAUAACGGAUCUAAGCAUCAUUAUGGAAAAUGCUUCGCCAUUAUUGGUGAAUAGUAUUAUCAUUAUAAAGCUCGUCAAUUGCGUAUUUACUAAUGACAAAAUGAAAGAACUUUUGGAGGACAUCGAAAAGACAUGGAAGAUAAAACAUACAGAUUCGGAGAAAAAAAUAUUACAGCAUUACGCAGAGAAAAGCAGAACUUUCACGAUACGAUACGCGAUUGUUUUAUAUACGACAUGGCUUUUCUAUUCAACGACAUCAAUCAUGAUUAGCGGAAUCUAUACAAUUUUACCGAUAAACGAAACGUACACUGUCAAGUUUCUAUAUCGCAUGGACCAUGUUCUUGACCUAGACAAAUAUUUUAAACUAUUGAUGCUUCAUGGAUUUAUUAGCAUAUUUUACAUAGUUUCUGUACCGAUAGCCAUCGACACAACGUUUACACUUUACACUCAGCAUAUCUGCGCGUUGUUCGAAUGCUUACGCUAUAACAUAGAGCGCAUACGAGGCUCGGAUUUUAUAUUACUCGAACCAAAUAUUAAGGAUGAUGAAGUAUAUCGUGACAUAAUUGGCUGCAUCAAAUCGUAUCAACAUGCCUUAAAAUUUUCUGACAUGUUCUCAUCUAACUAUGCAACAUCAUUUCUCUUUCAACUGGGCAAUGUAAUUAUAUCCUUGAGCUUCGGCGCGGCAGAGUUAAUAAUGGUAGACAAUCAACUGGACGAAAUUAUUAGAAUUCUUUUUGCUAAUUUAGCGCAAUUGAUACAUAUAUAUUUCCUAUGUUUGAUUUCUCAAAGAUUAAUUGAUCACAGCAGCGGAUUCCAAAACGUAAUUUACAGCUGCGAUUGGUAUAAGAUUUCGAGGAGAUCGAAACAGCUCUUGAGAUUUACUUUGCUGCGUACUACUAAACCGUGCCAAAUAAUAGCUGGUAAUAUGUUUGUAAUGUCGAUGGAGAAUUUUAGCUCGACUUGGGGCUUAGUAGCUGGGAUAACGGAUCUGAAUAUCAUCAUGGAAAACGCUUCGCCUUUACUAGUGGAUUGUUUCAUGAUGCUGAAGCUGAUGAAUUGUGUGUUAACUAAUAACAAAAUUAAAGAGCUUCUGAAGGAUGUUGAAGAAACGUGGAAAAUAAAACAUACGGGCCAGGAGAAAGAGAUAUUACAGCAUCACGCGAAGAAAAGCAAAAUCUUCACCAUACGAUACGCAAUUAUUUUUUACGCUGUGUGGCUGUUCUACACUCUGACACCAGUUGUUAUUAGCGGGAUGUACAAGAUUUUACCGACGAACAAAACGUAUAACAUUAGGUUUCUAUAUCGAUUGGAACAUGUUCUUGAUAUGGACAAAUAUUUCAACAUAAUGAUGCUUCAUGGAUUUAUUAGCAUAUUUUACAUAGUUUCUGUACCGAUAGCUCUCGACACAACGUAUACACUUUGCAUUCAACACAUUUGUGCGUUGUUUGAAUGCUUACGUUACAGCUGCAAUUGGUAUGAGAUUUCAACGAGAUCGAAAGAUCUUUUGAGAUUUACAUUAUUGCGUGCUACUAAGCCGUGCCAAAUAAAAGCUGGUAAGCUGUUCAUAAUGUCGAUGGAAAACUUUAGUUCGGUUGUACAAACAUCCUUAUCGUACUUUAUGCUGCUUAUAUCACUACGAUAA
Messenger RNA from Acromyrmex echinatior (Panamanian leafcutter ant), 1683 nucleotides. Its product is annotated as odorant receptor 9a. Gene Ontology annotation, molecular function: olfactory receptor activity; odorant binding. Gene Ontology annotation, biological process: sensory perception of smell; detection of chemical stimulus involved in sensory perception of smell. Gene Ontology annotation, cellular component: plasma membrane. The record is from RefSeq and is a predicted model, not a curated record. NCBI's taxonomy places the organism in Eukaryota, Metazoa, Arthropoda, Insecta, Hymenoptera, Formicidae.